GGCAUCAACUCAAUUCAGUCACUUCAUAUCCUUAGAUUUCUUCCACAGUAUCAGUGGAAGAAAUUUUGUAAUUUCUUUCGAUUUAAUCAUCUAAAUUGCCAGUGAAACUUUAAGAAACUAAAAUGGUGCUGACGGCGGACGUUCAUUUGCCCGAGGAGUCCGAAUUGACCGUACCUGAGGUCAAUCUAUCUAUGGCCAGUUUGAGGGCAGGUUCAUUCCACCUCGGAAAAUACUGCGAACAAGCUAAUAAUGAGUUCAUGCUCUGCAGGUUCGAGGAGAAGGAUCCUCGCAAGUGUGUCAAUGAGGGCAAGGCGGUGACUGCUUGCACCAUGGAGUUCUUCCGUAAGGUGAAGAGCGCGUGUAUGAAUGAGUUCAACCAAUAUGCCAACUGCAUUGACAAGAGCUCUGGAGACUUCAGCUUUGAACACUGCCGCACCACACAGGGCGUGAUGGACAAGUGCAUGCUCGACAAGCUCAACCUGGAGCGUCCGGACUUCGGCUACUUCACCGAGGCGCGCGUGCACCACACCAAGCGGCCGAAGCCCCUUGAGGAGCCGGCGCAGGUGUUCCCCGACGCGACGCCGGCGCUGCCCGCCGCCGCGGAGCGCAAGCCCGCGCGCAUGGGCUCGCGCUUCUACUGGAUGACCGAGUAAACCGUUGGCGAAGAAGCAAACGGUUUCCGGCCUCCAUGGCGCCACCAAAAGCUAAACAAUUCGUCAUGUCAGAAAUCAAAAGUAUUGUUAAUACAAUGUUAAUGUGAUCUUUAUUCUAUUGGUAAAACGGUUCAUAAUUAUGGAUGUUACUUCUUUUGAUUUUUGACAAGUUCUAGCAAAUGAGCGGGUCUUUGUGUAUAAAGUAAAACUUUAGACAUUUUUAUUAAUUUUUGUUUAAGAUCUUUUUAUUUGUUUCUACGACAUUUCAAUCAGUCAUAAAUAUGUAAGAGCAACUUUUCUAAUGUUUACUUUAUACAUUAAGUUAGGUAAACAAAUCAUGUAGAUUAAUAAAAAAUAUUUAAAUAA
This is a messenger RNA of Cydia pomonella (codling moth), 1019 nucleotides long. RefSeq names its product NADH dehydrogenase [ubiquinone] 1 alpha subcomplex subunit 8 (gene ND-19). Gene Ontology annotation, biological process: mitochondrial electron transport, NADH to ubiquinone. Lineage: Eukaryota; Metazoa; Arthropoda; Insecta; Lepidoptera; Tortricidae. The record is from RefSeq and is a predicted model, not a curated record. The coding region runs from base 123 to 653 and encodes 176 amino acids. The transcript is spliced from 6 exons.